Molecule: messenger RNA, 4902 nt
Organism: Gorilla gorilla gorilla (western lowland gorilla)
Lineage: Eukaryota; Metazoa; Chordata; Mammalia; Primates; Hominidae
Gene: MUC22
Product: mucin 22
Exons: 4
Coding region: 1-4902 (1633 amino acids)
Source: RefSeq, a predicted model, not a curated record
AUGAGAAGAGGAAAUAUCUUUCCUGCCUUCUGGUUCCUGUGGCUGCUUCUCUUUGGACUUCUGGGACCCAGCUCUGAGAAUACCACAGCCUUCACAAAAGGCUCCGACACCACCACAGCCUCCAUCACAGGCUCUGAGACCACCAUAGCCUCCACCAUGGCCUCUACUACGGCCUUAACUACAGGCUCUAAGAUCACCACAGACUCUACCACAGGCUCUGAGACAACCUCAGCCUCCACCAUGGCUUCUACUGUAGCCUUCACCACAGGCUCUGAGACCAACACGGCCUCCACCACAGACUCAGGGACUACUAUAGCCUCCACUAGGACCUUCACUGCAGGCUAUGACACAACCACAGCCUCCACUGCAGGCUCUGAAACUAUCGUGGCCUCCACAGUCUCUGGGACCACAACAACCUUUACUAUAGCCUCCACUACAGUCCCUGAGACUACCAUGGCCUCCAGCACAACCUCCACUGCAGGCUCCGAGAAAACGAUGGCCUCCUCCAUAAUUUCUGAGACCACCAUGGCCUCCACCACAGGCUCUGAGACUGCCACAGUCUCUACCACAGGCUCUGAGACCACCACCACCUCCACUGCAAGCUCUGAGGCCACUAAAGUCUCUACCACAGGCUCUGAAACCACCACAGCAUCUACUGCAGGUUCUGAGACCACCACUACCUCCACCUCCACGGCAGGCUCUGAGGCCACCACAACCUCAACUGCAGACUCCAAGGUGAUCACGGCAUCCAGCAUGAGCUCUGAGACCACUGUGGCCCCCACUGCAGGCUCUAACACCACCACAGCCUCUACCACAGGCUCUGAGACCACUACAAUCCUGAUUAAAGCCUCUGAGACCACCACAGCCUCUACAGCAGGUUCUGAGACCACCACCCCCUCCCCCACAGGCUCUCAGACCACCAUAGUCUCUAUUUCAGGUUCUGAGAUCACCACCACCUCCACGGCAGGAUCCGAGACCACCACAGUCUCUAGUGCAGGCUCUGGGACCACCACAGCUUCUACGGCAGGCUCUGAGACCACCAUCUCCACUACAGGCUCUGAGACCACUACAGUCUCUAUCACAGGCACUGAGACCACCGUGGUCUCCGCCAUGGGCUCAGAGACCACCACAAACUCUACUACAAGCUCUGAGACCACCGUCACCUCUACUGCAGGCUCUGAGACCACCACAGUCUCCACCAUGGGCUCUGAGACCACCACAGCCUCUACUGCAGAUUCUGAGACCACUGCAGCCUCUACCACAGGCUCUGAGAUGACCACAGUCUUCACUGUAGGCUCGGAAACCAUCACACCCUCUACUGCAGGCUCAGAGACCACCACAGUCUCUACUGCAGGCUCUGAGACCACUACAGUCUCCACCACAGGCUCUGAGACCACAACAGCCUCUACAGCACAUUCUGAGACCACUGCAGCCUCCACCAUGGGCUCUGAGACCACCAAAGUCUCAACUGCAGGCUCUGAGACCACAGUCUCCACUGCAGGCUCUGAGACCACCGCAGCCUCUACUGAAGAUUCUGAAACCAACACAGCAUAUACUGAAGAUUCUGAGACUACCACAGCCUCUACUACAGGGUUUGACACAACCACAGCCUCUACUACAGGCUCUGAGCCUACCAUGGCAUCCACCAUGGGCUCUGAGACCACUAUGGCCUCUACCAUAGGCCCUGAGACCACCAAGGUCUCCACUGCAAGCUCUGAGGUGACCACAGUCUUUGCUGCAGGCUCUGAGACAAUCAGAGCCUCUACCAUAGGCUCUGAGACCACCACAGUCUCUACCACAGGCUCUGAGACCACCACAGCCUCCACCAUGGGCUCUGAGAUCAGCACAGAUUCUACCACAGGCUCUGAGACCACUGCAGCCUCUAAUAAAGGCUCUGAGACCACCACAGCUUCCACUGCAGGCUCUGAGGCCACCACAGUCUCUACUGAAGGCUCUGAGACCACUACAGUCUCCACCACAGGCUCUGAGACCACUACAGUUUCUACCACAGACUCAGAGACCACCACCACCUGUACUGAAGGCUCUGAGAUGACUGCCAUCUCCACCACAGUCUUUGAGACCACUACAGCCUCUACUGAAGGCUCUGAGACCACAAUAACCUCUACUUCAGACUCUGAGACCACCACAGCUUCUACUGAAGGUUCUGAGACCACUACAGUCACUACCGCAGGCUCUGAGACCAAAACAGCCUAUACUACAGGCUCUGAGACCACCACAGCCUCUACUACAGGCUUGGAGACCACCACAGUCUUUACCAUAGGCUCUGACACCACCACAGCCUCUACUGAAGGCUCUGAGACCACUGCAGUCUCUGCCACAGGCUCUGAGACCACUACAGUUUCCACCACAGGCUUGGAGACCACCACCACUUCCACUGAAGGCUCUGAGAUGACUACAGUCUCCACCACAGGUGCUGAGACCACCACAGACUCUACUGAAGGCUCUGGGACCACUGCAGCCUCCACUGCAGGCUCUGAGACCACCACAGUCUCUACUGCAGAUUCUGAGAACACCACAGCAUCUACUGCAGAUUCUGAGACCACCUCAGCCUCUACUACAGGCUCUGAGACCACCACAGCCUCUACUGAAGGCUCUGAGACCACUACAGUCUCCACCACAGACUCUGAGACAGCCAUGGUCUCUAUCACAGGCUCUGAGACUACCAUCACCUCUACUGAAGGCUCUGAGACCACUACAGUAUCUGCCACAGGCUCUGAGACCACCACAGUCUCUACUGAAGGCUCUGGGACCGCUACAGUCUCCAUCACAGGCUCUGAGACCACUAAAGUUUCUACCACAGGUUCAGAGACCACCACCACUUCUACUGAAGGCUCUGAGAUUACUACAGUCUCCAUCACAGGCUCUCAGACCACCACAGCCUCUACUGAAGUCUCCGAGAUCACCUCAGCCUCUACUACAAGCUCUGAGACCACCAUGGCAUCCACCAUGGGCUCUGAGACCACUGUGGCCUCUACCAUAGGCUCUGAGACCACCAAGGUCUCCACUGCAAGCUCUAAAAUGAUCACAGUCUUCACUGAAAACUCUGAGACCACCAUAGCCUCUACCACAGCCUCUGAGGCCACCACAGUCUCCACUGUAGGCUCUGAGACCAUCCCAGCCUCUACAGCAGGCUCUGAGACCACCACCACCACCUCUACUGAAGGCUCUGAGACCACCACAGCCUCUACUGAAAGCUCUGAGACCACCACAGCCUCUACUGAAAGCUCUGAGACCACCACAGCCUCUACUGAAAGCUCUGAGACCACCACAGCCUCUACUGAAAGCUCUGAGACCACUACAGUCACUACCACAGGCUCUGAGACCACCACAGCCUCUACUGAAGGCUCUGAGACUACCACAACCUCUACUGAAGGCUCUGAGACCACCACAGCCUCUACUGAAGGCUCUGAGACCACCACAGCCUCUACUGAAGGCUCUGAGACCACCACAGCCUCUACUGAAGGCUCUGAGCUCACUACAGUUUCUACUACAGGCUCUGAGACCACCACAGUUUCUGCUGAAGGCUCUGAGACCACUACAGUCACUACUAUGGGCUCUGAGACCACCACGGCCUCUACUGCAGGCUCUGAGACCACCACAGUCUCUACCACGGGCUCUGAGACCACCACAGCCUCUACCGCAGAUUUGGAGACCACCACAGUCUCCACCUCAGGCUCUGGGAUCACCACAGCCUCUACCGCAGGCUCUGAGACCACAACAGUCUAUAUCACAGGCUCUAAGACUACCACCGCCUCUACUGAAGGCUCUGAGGCCACUACAGUCUCUACCACAGUCUCUGAGACCACCACAGUCUCUACCAUAGACUCUGAGGCCACCACAUCCUCUGCUGCAGGCUCUGAGGCCACCACCACCUCUACUGAAGGCUCUGAGACCACCACAGCCUCCACUGCAGGCUCUGAGACCACCACAACCUCCACUUCAGGCUCUGAGACCAACACAGCCUGUACCACAGGUUCUGAGACCUCCACACCCUCCAGUGCAGGCUCUGAGUCCAACACUGCCUUCAUCAUAGGCUCUGAGACCUCCAUAGCUUCCACUGCAAGCUUGGAGCCCACUGCAACUUCCCUCACAGGCUCUGAGACCACCACAGUCUCUAUCACAGCUUCUGGGGCCACUGCAGCCUCCACCACUGUCUCUUCCACCACUUUUGUACCCACCAAGGCCACUGACGUUUCUAUCCAGCCCAUCACCAACACACCUAUGUCAGGCACCAGAACCACUGGAACCAGACCCACUGCCUCCAGCUCUGUCACCAUGGCCCCUGGAAUGGACUUCACGGGCUCUGCUGCCAGCCAUACUGUGCCAGGAAUAGUCUUAAACACCUCUGGCCUGGGUACAUCCACUAUGGGAGCAUCAUCUACCACCUCAGCCCAUGGCGUCCGGACCACCACAGGAUCCACCCGUGAGCCAACCAGCAGCACCUUCCAGGAAACAGGCCCGGUGUCCAUGGGCACAAACACAGUUAGCAUGAGCCACACACCCACAAACGUGAUCAAACCAAGUGGAUAUUUACAGCCCUGGGCUAUCAUCCUCAUUUCCCUGGCUGCAGUUGUGGCUGCUGUUGGAUUGUCAGUAGGACUGAGUUUUUGUCUGAGAGACCUUUUCUUCCCCCUGAGAUAUUGUGGUAUUUAUUACCCCCAUGGCCACAGCCACAGCCUUGGUCUGGACCUGGACUUGGGCCUGGGCUCUGGGACAUUCCACAGCCUGGGAAAUGCACUGGUUCAUGGAGGAGAACUUGAAAUGGGACAUGGAGGAACACAUGGCUUUGGAUAUAGAGUGGGCCGUGGACUGAGCCACAUCCAUGGAGAUGGCUAUGGAGUGAAUCAUGGCGGGCAUUAUGGACAUGGAGGAGGCCACUGA